Emiliania huxleyi CCMP1516 is the source of this 452-nucleotide messenger RNA. RefSeq lists its product as hypothetical. The record is from RefSeq and is a predicted model, not a curated record. The transcript has a single exon. Lineage: Eukaryota; Haptophyta; Isochrysidales; Noelaerhabdaceae. The annotation marks the transcript as partial.
AUGGCCCUGCUUCUGCUCGUCUACGGCCGCCCGUCCCACGCCGUGCUUCGAGUGGCGGCGCCUGGGCGCGCGCUCUCGCCUCUGGCCUGCGCGUCGGCGCCGCCGCCGCUCGCAGAGAAGCAAUGCUGGCGUCCGACUAUCGAUGAUGUUGACCGCAUAUCAUGGGGCCGGCCGGCAAAGAGAAAGGGCACUGGCUCACGCGGCCAGCCGCACCGACUCAACGACGCGGAGCGCACGCUCUACGACCUCGCACGAUCAAAGGGCUUUGUGGAAGUCGCCGGCUCGGGCUGGCGUUCGCAGCGCGCCGAUGCGCCCCUCGUCAACACGUUUCGCUCGUGGUGCGACGCUCGCGGCGUGGCCGCCAUCUUCCUGCACAAGGGCAGCGACGUCGACCAGGUUGUCCUCGACCUGUCGCCGCUGCGGCGGCCAGCCGAGUUUGCGAACGCGGCGGC